GCGUGUGGGCAAUGAGAGUCUCCGCAGCAGGUAAUCCCCUUCCGAGCGCGAGGGUGGUCAGCAGCGUUCUCCUUCCAGAAGGAAACCAUCCAAGUCCCACACACAACCUCAUGUUCAUGCAGUUUGGACAGUUUAUAGCACACGACACCAGCGCUGGAGUUAUGUUCGCAUCGGGUAACAACACUGGAAUAUCCUGUUGCACUGAAGGCGGUGUGGACCAACUGCAUCCGAAGCAGCAGCACUGGGCCUGUGCUCCAAUCACCGCAGUUCCCGAUGACCCUUUCUAUGGUUUCUUUGGUCAGAAAUGCCUCAAUUUCGUGCGCACACAGCUCGCACCAGCCAGCGAUUGUUCCGUUGGCUAUGCAAAGCAAAUGAAUGGCGCCACGCAUUACCCUGAUUUGUCUCACUUAUACGGCACCUUUCCCGAAAAACUCUCAUUGGUGCGCGGCGAGGGAGGGUUUCUGAAGACAUUCAAUGAUUUUGGCAGAGCCCUCCCACCUUUGACUAAGAGAAGAGAAUGCGUUAAUAUGGACGGUGGUAGCCCUUGCUUUGAAUCAG
Messenger RNA from Bombyx mandarina (wild silkworm), 558 nucleotides. RefSeq names its product chorion peroxidase (gene Pxt). Gene Ontology annotation, biological process: response to oxidative stress. The record is from RefSeq and is a predicted model, not a curated record. Gene Ontology annotation, molecular function: peroxidase activity; heme binding. NCBI's taxonomy places the organism in Eukaryota, Metazoa, Arthropoda, Insecta, Lepidoptera, Bombycidae.